GCAAAAGCAUGAAAUCUCCGUGUUCUCUCAAACACCUGCAUUGACUUGGCUCUCAAACAAAAAGAAAUCAAUACUAGAAAAUGAUCCUAUUGGUAUUUUUGUAUGAAAGAGUCAGAAAAAGUCAAGUUUCGUAUCCAGCUUUAAGAAUAAGACCAUAUCAUAACGCAUACCUAGCCAUUAUCGGUAGCUCAAGCAUUUCUCUUAACCUUCUCUCUCUCUCUCUCUCUCUCUCUCGGUUUUUCUUUCUUCUUUGCUCUUGGUGAGGUUGAAUUUGUGUGACUAAGUGGCUCGAUGGGGCGAGCUCCAUGCUGUGACAAAGCCAACGUGAAUAGAGGGCCAUGGUCACCCGAUGAAGAUAACAUCCUCAGAAACUUCAUUGAGAAACAUGGGACUGGAGGCAAUUGGAUUGCUCUACCCCGCAAAGCAGGGCUUAAACGCUGUGGCAAGAGUUGUCGGUUAAGGUGGCUUAACUAUCUCAGACCAGACAUCAAGCAUGGAGGAUUUACCGAGGAAGAAGAUAACGUUAUAUGCUCUUUUUAUCGUAGCAUAGGAAGCAGGUGGUCUGUUAUAGCUGCCCAACUGCAAGGAAGAACUGACAAUGAUAUAAAGAACUAUUGGAACACCAAGUUGAAGAAAAAGCUGUUGGCAGGAAAAGUUGGACUCAACAAAACUAGCAACAAUGAAAUAACCACUGACAGUUCUACCAGUAAUCUCAACUCGGGGCAAUUUUCUGCUUCAAUUCCUUCUGAAGCUGAAGCUCGUGCUUAUGGGAAUUCAGAUUACUUGAAUGCAAAUGGCAGUACAUCAUCUUCAUAUAUGACAGAAAUGAAUCACCGACAAAAUUAUGAUUAUCCCGGCUUAAUCUUGGACCAAAUUGAUCAGUUUCCCCUUCCAGGGCUCAUGGAAGUUCCAGACUAUAGCACGAGUACAGCCAAUAACAAUUACAGUAUGUCAUCUUCUCAAGAAGUUUCAAGUCUUUCCAAUUCAUCUUCUUUUCCCAUGGAGAACAUGAGUUAUGCUACUACUUGGUCAGGCAAGGGAGGCGCGGAAGAUCAAGGACUCGUACCGGACCUUGAUUUUGACGGCCCUCACGAUCUUUUCAGUGGCUUGACCUUCCAAGCUAAAAGUAGUGAAGAAGAUGCUCCAUGCUUUGGGAACUUUUAUUCUACAACUUCUCUGUCUAACAGUUAUUAACCCUAAUGUAAUCCAAAUCAAUGUUGAACAGUUGAAGAUGGGAAAAAGCUUUUUUUUUUUUUUUAAAUAAAGGAGAAAUUAAGUAGUGGUAGAAUUAAGGACAUAGUGGAGACAAUAACUUUUAUAAGUUAUAAUUGGAUGUUUACCAGGCUAUGUUCAAUGUAACUGAUAGUAAAGUUAAACCGGUGGAAAGUAUGAAAUCAGCAGCUUGUAAUUAAUUAGUCAUGUGGGGUGUACUAUUUCCUACUACACUGUUUAUGGGGAUUCUUCGUCAGUGGAGCCUCAGUUUUACUAAGCUUUGCUUGAUUGCUAAGGUGAAAGGUUCAUGAGU
Theobroma umbraticum is the source of this 1525-nucleotide messenger RNA. RefSeq names its product transcription factor MYB36-like. The record is from RefSeq and is a predicted model, not a curated record. NCBI's taxonomy places the organism in Eukaryota, Viridiplantae, Streptophyta, Magnoliopsida, Malvales, Malvaceae.